AGUUAAUAUCAACAUGUCUCAUAUGCCUCCAUUUCGUCUUAAUGUCCCUAAUCUACCUACAGACUUGCCAUCUGCUCCUUCAAAUCCUAAAAAAAGAAGGAAAAAUGCUCCCAUUCAACCUCCUCCCAGUGUCCAAGAUCUGUUACCUCCACCCUUGUCAGGAUAUGGUGAUACCAUUGUAGCUUCCAAUCCAUUUGAUGACUGUCCCAGUAAUGUUAACACUGGGGUUAUGUCAAGACCCCAUGGAGGACCACCUAUGGGUAUGGGAGGUCCUGGUCCAAAUAUGGUAAUGGGUAAUAGUCUGGGGAUGUACCGUCCUAUGUGUCCAAACCCUCCUAUGGGUAUGAACUCUCCCAUGAUGCACAGUCCUAAUACACAUCAGAUGAAUAAUGCCAUGAUGAUGAAUGGACCAAGAAUGAAUCAUAUGGGACCUAAUCAUGGACCUCCACAUAUGAUGCCCAGUCCUAAUGGACCUGGUGGAGGUGGACCAAUGGGUUCUAGUAUGAGUAUGACUGGUCCUCCUAUGCAUAGCCCUAUAGGUAAUAUGGGACCAAUGCCAGGUCACGGCUCUGGUAAUGCCAGUCCAAUGGGCCAUGCUGGACCAAUCAAUGGAGGUGGAAUGAAUAAUCCCAUGAAUGGCCCACCAAUGGGCGGACCACAAAUGUCACAUGGACCUCACGGCCCCCAUGGUGGUCCAGGUCCUGGCCCAGGAAUGAAUUUAAAUUCUGGGAAUGGACCUCCUAUUGGUCCUCCUAUGAAUAAUAAUUUUAUAAUGUCCCCUAUGAAUAGUAUGUACUCGAAACCAAUGCCUGUUUCGGCAGGUAAAAUAUAUCCAGCUGAUCAGCCGAUGGUUUUUAACUCUCAGAAUCCCAAUGCCCCACCUAUAUAUCCCUGUGGGGUGUGCCAUAAAGAAGUGCAUGACAACGAUCAGGCUAUUCUGUGUGAGAGUGGCUGCAACUUUUGGUUUCACAGAGGUUGUACUGGUUUGACCGAAGCAGCUUUUCAGCUUCUCACAGCGGAAGUGUAUGCAGAAUGGGUUUGUGACAAGUGUCUACAGUCAAAAAACAUCCCACUAGUGAAGUUUAAGCCUUAAUAUUAUGUGUUACUAAGAGCUAUAUGUGAAAUGAAUCCGGUGAUCAUUUAACUAGGCUCUUGGAACUUGAAAAAAGCUGAUCGGUUUUAAAGCACUACUUGUAUUUUGUGCUUAAGGUGUGAUAUCUUCUCUUUACUGAAUCAAAACAGAAAUCGUAGGAAGGUUGUCACUUUGGUUUUUCGUAUAGCCACAAUAUGGUCCAACACAUUGAUAUCGACUGGUUUUUAUUUCUUAACAAAUAUUAAAUCACUUUUACAUGUAUUAUCAUUCAUUUAUCUGUUACCAAGAGUUUUAUGUGAAAUGGAUCUGAUGAUCAUUUAAGUAGCUCUUGGAACUUGAAAAAGCUGAUCAGUUUUAAAGCACUACUUGUAUUUUGUGCUUAAGAUGUGAUAUCUUCUCUUUACUGAAUCAAAACAGAAAUUGUAGUAAUGUUGUCACUUUGGUUUUUCGUAUAGCCACAAUAUACGAAUUUGAACAAAGCUGAUCGGUUUUAAAGUACUACUUGUAUUUUGUGCUUAAAUUGUGAUAUCUUGUCUGUAUUUAAUCAAAACAGAAAUUGUAGUAAGGUUAUAAGUUUGGUUUUUCGUAUAGCCACAAAAUGGUUCAGUUCAUUGAUAGCUACGGGUUUUUAUUUUUUAACCAAUACUAAAUCACUUUUACAUGUAUUUAAACCAUUUUUAUUAUUAAAUCUGAUAAUUUUAUACUAUUAAACUUCUUCAUACAGCAUUCUGGUGAUUGUGAGCCUACUGAUUGUAACUCAAGGGCGGAUCCAGGGAGGGGGCCAUGGCCCCCAUAUAUAAUAUAUAAAAUAUAAGUUUUUUAGUUUCAAACACAUAUAUAUUACAGUAGAACCCCGUAAAUCCGAACCCCGCGAAUCCGAACUUUCGGCAAAUCCGAACCAACGGGGAGUGAAAAAAAUUUAAAAAUUCAAGACAAAAACUUAAAAACAUGUUUAUUAUACAGAGUAAAGCCAGAAAAUUGGACAAUGUAAGAUUACUAGGACUUUGACAUUUAAAAUUUCUUAAAAAUAAAUAUUAUACUUUAAUUAUAGGUUUAUAAAGUGUUUAUAAAGGUUAAACACAAAUUUACUUUGGUUCUCUCGUAGUCAACUUGAGUCCAAAAAUAUUGUCCACACUCUUGCGAGAACGUUUGGCUACUCAAAAUCACAAUGAAAGCUUUGAACUACUAGUUAAGGCUAACUUUCGGAUAAUCCGAACUUUUCGGAAUCCGAACAGGCUGUCCCCCCAAUUAGUUCGGAUUUGCGAGGUUCUACUGUAUUUACAAAACAGGGGAUAAAUAUGUCUUCAGAAGUAGAAUUGAACAAAACCAGUAACAGAAGCUUCAAUAAUGACAUAUAAUGUUUUGUAAAUCCCAAAUGUUGAUAAUUUUACAAAGUACCAAUUGUUAAAACGACCUUGGCAACCAUCAAAAUCGUAUCAAUUUCCAUAUUCUGUACACACAAAGAAUAAAAAAGAAAUGAAGCGUUAGUUGGGUCAUCAGCAAUUAUAGAACAAAGGAGUUGGUUAGUACUUUUGCACAUUCAAAAGGGAUUGUUGUGCAAAUAUUGCAUUUUAUUUUUCUAAUAAAAAAUUUGGUCACAAUAAAGGGAUGACAAUGACAGCCCAAAGCCUUGUCACGAAAUCUUUAACAUUUUUCGCCAAACUAAUGGGCAAAGACGGAUCCAUACAAACCCAUGAAAAAACAGCAUACCACAAGGAGUGCUUUCAAGUGGGUCUGGAUUUUCUAUAAAGUUGUCGUACUCGCAAAAGUCUGUCAUUAAACAGAUAGACUCUCAGAGGUCUAAACAGAUACAAGAAAAUAGAGAAAGACUACGACCAAUAGUAGAGGCCAUCGUGAUGAUAUUUCUCUAAGAGGCCAUCGUGAUGAUGACCUUCUGCUUCUGGACGAAGAUGGUGGGACCUAGCAAUGAGGGGAAUUGUUAAGGUUUAAAAUCGCAUCAGGAGAUAAGGCUCUUAAACAACACAUAUUCACAGCAUCUUCCCGAGUAACAUACAUUAGCAGCCUAGUCAAAAUCAAUUGAUAACAUGUUGUGGUGAAGAAAUAAUUGAACAAAUAAUGAAUCAGGUUCAAAGUGCAAAUUAUUACUCUGUCCUAUUUGACGAAAUGACCGACGUAUCCCACGUGGAACAGCUUUCUCUCAAUUUGUGAUACAUACACAAUAACAACAUUCGUGAAAAUUUUGUUAAGUUCAUUGACGCUUAUGGGAACAUAAAAAUAAAUGAAAAUCAAGAAAGAGGAAAAGAACAAGGUCUGAAAUGAGAAGCAUUGGGAAAAGUAGUAUUAAACUUGUUGAAAGAACUGCUCUUGGAUCCGAAGAAAUGUGUAGAAAUUGGUACUAGCUUUAAUAAGGAUAAGUUUUGAAUGUCUUUAUGGCACUCAAAGUGUAUGAAAAGUGCCUGAAAACUCACCAUUGUAACCGUAAUUUUUAAAAAUUACCCCCAGACUUCCUGAUAUCCCUUCCCAAAAAAAGUUAAUGGCCCCUCCCGAAAAUCGGUUCUGGAUCCGCCGUUGUAACUAUUAACUGUCUAUACUUAUUUUUAUUUUAUUAAAACUGAUAUGAUAAUUAAUAAGCUAAAUAAACCCAGUUUAUUUAGCGAUUUAUAUAUUUUUACCAAAUAAAGUUUGAAGUAAGUAAUUAUCCGACAUCGUUUUUGCUACAAUUCAGUUUUGUGUUAGGUUCGAAUAAUUAAGAUAUGUACAUAUACAUUGUUAAAGGAAUUAAAAUACUUGAUUCGAUUUAUAUUCUGUAUUUAUUUACAACUUUUAUUCACGUGUAUUAUUGCCUGCUAAAAGUGUACUUACAGAAUAAUCAUAAAACUAAAAGCGCGCCGUUUUUCUAUCGAUUCAAAGUCAUUGUGGAGAAUUGUAGUAAAAAAUAGGCGUGUCUUCAAAAUUCGAGGUCAGCGAAGACUAAUUAGUUAUUAAUUUAUUAUAUUAGAAUACUAUUUAUUAUAUUUAUUCUAUUCUUAGCACACACUUUUUAACAUUAUUAGUUCUCCGGUUGAAGAAUCCUAACCUAACCUAAUCUUAACAGUUUCCGUCUCGCACAACCCAUCUAUGAUAGACAACCAUAGAUACACUAAGACAACAUAACCCCCUAAAUUUUCAAAAUAUUAAUACAAAACAGUAUAUGUACUCUAUACUAAAAAUUACAAUCAUCGCACUUAUAUAGUUCUUCCACUCGUAUCUUUUCCCAUGCAUGAAAUUAUUCACGAAUUACUUUUUACUCUUUUUUACUCACAGAAACUAGUAUCGCAAAAUUAAGUCGCUUGUCCAUAUACACCACAAUAAGUUAAACAAGGAUAAACAAUACAUGUCUUGAUACCCUGUUUACUAUGAAUUUUGACGUUUAUCAUUUUCAUAGACAGUGACAUUAGCGCAUUUGUUGUGUAUAUUGGAAUUUAUAACUUAUAUUGUGUUAUAGCAUAUUAUUCAACGAGCAUGUAAUGAUGGGUUUUACUCACGAUGGUUAAGUUUGCGACACGAGCCGAAGGCGAGUGUCGUAAGUAAUUUAUCAGAGUGAGUAAUAACCAUUACAUGCGAGUAGAAUACUAUACUUUUUCUACGACCUUUUUUAUUUUAAUUCGCUUAACUGCAAUAUUCUGUACAGGUAUAUUGUAUAUACAGAUAUAGUGUACACAUGUAUAAAAACUUGAAUCCACAUACUGACAAGGUAUAUCUGCAUGUUUUGUGUUAGGUCAAAUAUAUUAAAAAUCAUUCAAAUGUGUUCUGUAUUUUGUAAUAUAACUCCUGAUAUACGAUUUUGGUAACGUACAUUAUCAUUCAUUAUGGUCGAACUUCGAGGAAUUGUUUUACAUAGCUGCCGACCGAGAACAUUGUUAAUAACACGAUAAUCAACGCUUGAAAACAAGCAUGACACACAAAGAAGAAGAUUAUGAUUCAGUAAUUACCAGAUACACUGUGUUAACUUGCCGAUUAGAUGUAUCGACUUAAAAUGGCAAUACUGCGUGCUUCCCACAUGGAAUAAGCUACAUAUAUACGAUAUUAUAAUUUAUAGACAUGUAAACAGUUAAAAGUGUCAGCGGCAUGAGCAAUCAUUAGAGUAUCAAUUUCAUUGCCGGCUUCCCAAAUGCAAUCAGCUCUGGAUUGUGAUAAUUUAAUACACAUGUAUUUAUAAACAUUAAGAGUGUAGCAUAGUCACUUGGGAUCCUAGUUACUUGAGACCAUUCACAUGCUAACGCGCGUUUUAGGUCAUUAAAAUCAAGUAAAAUGUAUGUAGUUGUAAUCGCGCGUUAUCAAAACUCUCGUUAAGCAACUCUCAUGUGAACGGGCUCUUACUCUUGCUGAGCGGUGUGGUUCCAAAGUUAAAGAAAAGGGAGCACUGAACGAGGAAUAGUAAGCAAUAAGCAACUAAUGUUGCCAGUAAUUUAAGAAUGGUAUUACGUUACCUACUCCUUGUAAAUGAGUAGUUUCAGAACUUAAAUUAUUUGUUUGAAUCUGCCGAUGGACGAUUAAACAUCGAUACUGUAGUGGAAUAAUAAGCAAUGUUGCCGAUUUUAGCGCUUCCUUCAAUGUGGUAUAUCUAAUUACAAAGUAAACGCUCUGUAUCACAGAAUACAUAUAAACAUUACCGAUAAUAAAGCAGCAUUUGGUAUUAUAGGUAUAUUUUCAUGAAUUCAAUAUGAAGUAUAAUUAAUAAUAAAUUGAUUACAACCCUAUUGUUUACAUAAAAGUGCUCAAAUGUAUGUAAAUGGCAAAAUUUAAUGUGUAAAUUUUAGUAAAAAUAUUGAAUUAAAAACUAACAGUGAUUUUAUUGACGUUUGUUAAGGUUUUAAAAUCAUUGCUGGAAUAUCAGUACCUAAUAUAAAAAUAUUGUGGGGAUAUAUUAAACCAAAAUUUUAGUAACUUAAAUUAUGAUUCAGUAAUUACUAGGUAUCACAUAAUUAAAAUAAACUUUACUGAGAAUAAAGCAGCAUUUGGUAUUAGAUAAUUUAAUACAUUCAAUAUGAAGCAUAAUUCAUAAUAAAAUUGAUUACGGCACUAUAUACACUAUUAUUUAAUUGAAUGUACUCAAAUGUAUGUAAAUGACAGAAUUUAAUGUGUAAAUUUUAGUAAAAAUAUUGAAUCAAAAA
This is a messenger RNA of Diabrotica virgifera virgifera (western corn rootworm), 6207 nucleotides long. RefSeq names its product protein pygopus-like. NCBI's taxonomy places the organism in Eukaryota, Metazoa, Arthropoda, Insecta, Coleoptera, Chrysomelidae. The record is from RefSeq and is a predicted model, not a curated record. Bases 14 to 1093 code for a protein of 359 amino acids. The transcript has 5 exons.